Molecule: messenger RNA, 604 nt
Organism: Haliotis rubra (blacklip abalone)
Lineage: Eukaryota; Metazoa; Mollusca; Gastropoda; Lepetellida; Haliotidae
Product: perlwapin-like
Exons: 4
Coding region: 80-568 (162 amino acids)
Cellular component (GO): extracellular region
Molecular function (GO): peptidase inhibitor activity
Source: RefSeq, a predicted model, not a curated record
AUGCAUCAAAACAGGAUCUGUAACGGGCUAUAUUAGUCGCCCAAACUCCACACGUAGGCUAUCAACUGCAAGGAACAACAUGGCCGGACCUAGCUGCAUAUUGGCUAUCCCGUUGCUCGCUGCCGUAGUUUUCGCAAGCAUUCCAAAAGAACCAGUAAAUCCUUGUGCCACGGUCCAUUGUAAAGUAGGAACUGUCUGCAAAGUUAAUUGUGCCAGGGCGCCAUGUUCGGGGAUUCCGAGAUGUGUUCCAACAAAUAAACCAGGAUCAUGCCCAGUGCCGAAGCCCGGUCAAAUCGGUGUCUGUAUAGCGCUAUGCACCAAUGACGCUGACUGUGAUGGCGACCAGAAGUGUUGCGGAGGCUGCCCCAGAGAAUGUACUCCCCCGGCCCCUCCGAUAGACAAACCAGGCACCUGCCCUCCAAUUGCAACACCCUACGGAUACCGACAGGGCUAUUGUAAGCAACAACACCAGUGCAACAAGGACUUUGACUGCGGCGGUAAAUUCAAGUGCUGUGGGUCUUGCCCGCGGAGAUGUGUCAGUCCAUUCCUUUAUUACACCAGAGGAUGAAGUGCUGUAAAAUAAACUUAAUGCAGUCAAAUGUGA